Lymnaea stagnalis (great pond snail) is the source of this 1929-nucleotide messenger RNA. NCBI's taxonomy places the organism in Eukaryota, Metazoa, Mollusca, Gastropoda, Lymnaeidae. The record is from the annotation of a GenBank genome assembly.
UGGCAAACAAGAAGCAACAAUAUGAGAAGUCCAUUACACACUGCAGGUAGAGCAUAUUAUUAUGUAGGCUUGAAAUUAGAUGAAUAUCAACUGUUCUGAUAUUGAGUUGUUUCCUUUCAUUUAAGUUUGUUUUUUCAAUAUUUUCUAUAUGGGUACCAGCAUUUAAUUUUAAAAAAAUUUUGCCUUCUUUUCAAACUCAACUUUAAUACCGGGAUUAAGUACCCUACAAAUACCUUGCUACAGGUCUCUAUUCUUAUUUCAACAAUCUUACCAUUUCUUCUUUUUUUUUUUUUUAAAUUAACAUCAUACACCUCUUGCUUUAAAUAUUUCAAAUUUUUCAUCUUUAUCUAAAAUUUGUAUGAUUUGAUUUAAGGAAAAAACUCAACUACCACUCUUAUAUUCAUGCAUCUUUAUUGGGCACCUUAUGAAACAAGAAUGUAAUUACAAAAAUUAUCUCCACGUUAUUUUAUCCUCUUUGAUCAAUCUAGUUCUAGAAACAUUAUUUCAUCACUAAACCAUUUAAAAUUAUUACAAUAAAUCAAUGAUAUAUUUUACCGUUAGCCCAGUUGUUUUCUACUCUUGGAAUUAUUUCAGCACUUCAUGGUAAGACAGACACAGUGCUUUAUCUGGUUCAACACUGUGGAUACAAACCAGAUGAGCGAGACAGUUGUGGUGUCACCCCUUUAAUGGAUGCUUUAAGAGCUGGGCACCUCGAUGCCGCCAACUUUUUAAUUGACUAUCACAAGGUAUCAUUCCCUAUAUUGGUUAAGAAAGUACACUGUUUUUUUUGUGUUGUUGUUAUGCACACAACAGUUCUAAUGCAAGAUCUAAGAUAAGAUUAGUACCCUAACAGUAAAUGUCCGUUAUCUAACUUUAACAUGUCCUUGCAUGCAACAAGCUAAUUCACAUUACUUUUGUGUUAUUUGCAUGUUGUUUUUUUUUUUUUUUCAAUUUAAUAAUUAUUCUAAUUUGAUCUUUAAAUAUCUGUCUUUUUUUUCAAUAAAUAAUUUGUUGUUGGGGGAGGGUUAAAAGGCUACAUUUUAAGUUUAAAAAAAAAUUAGUUGGUUCCACUGAUUGUUUAUACAAAUUUUUGAACACACAUCUUUUGUUAUUUGCUGUUAGGCUGAUGUAAGUUUGGAGGAUAAAGUCGGAAGGCAGCCCAUUCACCUUGUCGCCCAGUCAGGCCAGGUCCUGGCACUUGAAUUCAUUGUUUCACUUGGCCUAUCAGUUAAUGUCAGGUCAAGUGGGAAGGGGGAGACCCCUCUACAUCUUGCCGCUAAGGUUAACCUCACCACCUUGCUAAAGUAAAACUACUUUAAUUAUUUGAUCAUAUCACUUGAUUACUUAUACAAUUUUAUUUGUUAAUCAUUUGAAUUGCAUUCUGAAUAAAAUAUAUUUUGUAGGUGUUUUAUUACAUUAUUUAUUUUAUUGUUGCUUUAUUUAGGAAGGCCACGAUAACAUGGCAUUAAAAUUGUUGCAAACUGGAGCAGAAAUUGAUGCCCAGGACACAACAGGUCGGACAGGUCAGUUAAUCUCUUGAUCAAGAACUAAAAAUUUCUCAUCAAACAAUCAUUAUUUAAUUGAGUAUUUGCUUUGGCGUUUUGUAAAAAAUUAUAACUCCUCGAGUUUUUAUUAAGUUAAACAAAACAGUAAGAGUAGACAAAAUUUAUCCAUCAGUAAGCUUUAACAGGAAAAACAAAAUUUAAAUUGUCAAUUAAAACUUGCUUCCACUUUGCAGCACUUCACUACGCCACUGCGGCACAGCACGGUGAUAUGAUCACAGUGUUACAUAGUUACAGUGCCAAGUCACUGAAAGACAAUUGUGGUAGAUUACCAGAAAAUCUCAGCAGCAGAGAGAUUGUGAAGGACAGCUGUAUGACAAAGUUUACACCAGGUGUCCAGACCGAGGCCCCUAAUUUAUUGUUUUAG